Messenger RNA from Mycena indigotica, 1197 nucleotides. RefSeq names its product Formate dehydrogenase. Gene Ontology annotation, cellular component: cytosol. Lineage: Eukaryota; Fungi; Basidiomycota; Agaricomycetes; Agaricales; Mycenaceae. The transcript is spliced from 13 exons. Bases 1 to 1197 code for a protein of 398 amino acids. The record is from RefSeq and is a predicted model, not a curated record. Gene Ontology annotation, molecular function: NAD binding; formate dehydrogenase (NAD+) activity; oxidoreductase activity, acting on the CH-OH group of donors, NAD or NADP as acceptor.
AUGCCAGAUGCCCGCCGCCGGCCUCUCCCGACUAGCUCAUCUGACCCCCCUUCAAUUUAUCCCUUUGCUCUCUCCCACUCCCACUCUUACUACUCUCCAUCGCCUACUCCAACCAUGAAGGUCCUUGCUAUUCUGUACGACGGACACAAGGCUGCGCUUGAGGAGCCCCGUCUGCUUGGAACCACCGAGAACAAGCUUGGUAUCGCAGACUGGCUGGCGGCCGAGGGGCACGAGUUCAUCGUGCGUUUAUAUUGGCCCAAAGAGGGCCCGGACAGCGAUUUCCAGAAGCACAUCGUCGACGCUGAAGUCCUCAUCACCACCCCGUUCCACCCCGGAUAUCUGACCCGUGAGCUUGUCGAGAAGGCCAAGAACCUGAAGCUCUGCAUCACUGCCGGUGUUGGCUCCGACCACAUUGACCUCAAUGCCGCCGUCGACCACAAAAUUCAGGUCUUGGAAGUGUCCGGCUCCAACGUCGUCUCCGUUGCCGAGCAUGUCGUCAUGUCCAUCCUCCUCCUUGUCCGCAACUUUGUUCCGGCCCACGAGAUGAUCGAGCGGGGCGACUGGCAGGUCUCCGAUGUUGCCCGAAACGCUUUCGAUCUCGAGGGCAAGGUCGUCGGGACCAUUGGCGCGGGCCGCAUUGGCUACCGUGUCCUCCAAAGACUUGUUCCCUUCGAUUGCAAGGAGCUGCUGUACUACGACUAUGCUCCUCUCCCUGAAGCCGCCGCGAAAUCGGUUGGCGCCGUCCGUGUCGACGACCUCAAAGAUCUCGUCUCGAAGUGCGACGUCGUAACCGUCAACUGCCCGCUGCACGAAGGCACCCGUGGACUGGUCAACGACGAUCUGCUCAAGCACUUCAAGAAGGGUGCUUGGCUCGUCAACACUGCCCGUGGUGCCAUUUGCGACAAGGAUGCUGUCGCUCGCGCUCUCGCCUCUGGUCAGCUUUCGGGCUAUGCUGGUGACGUCUGGAACGUCCAGCCCGCUCCCAAGGACCAUGUAUGGCGCACGGCGAAGAACCCUCUGGGCGGUGGAAACGGCAUGGUGCCCCAUUACUCUGGUACCACUCUCGAUGCCCAGGCGCGUUAUGCUUCUGGUGCCCGCUCAAUUCUGGAGAACUACCUGACGGGCAAGCCCCAAGAGCCGCAGAACAUCAUCGUCGGUUUGGGCAAGUACGAGACCAAAGCUUACGGUCAGCGCUGA